Molecule: messenger RNA, 4131 nt
Organism: Gekko japonicus
Lineage: Eukaryota; Metazoa; Chordata; Lepidosauria; Squamata; Gekkonidae
Product: epithelial chloride channel protein-like
Exons: 18
Coding region: 1-4131 (1376 amino acids)
Biological process (GO): chloride transport
Molecular function (GO): intracellularly calcium-gated chloride channel activity
Source: RefSeq, a predicted model, not a curated record
AUGAUGGUUAAUAUAUGGCUUCUUGCCUUGGUGUUACAAUUAUUACAUGGGGUGACAGGUUCCUUGGUAAAACUCAACAAUGGUGGGUUUGAAGACAUUGUUAUUGCAAUUAAUCCUCAGUUACCAGAAGAUGACAAAAUUAUCAACAGUUUAAAGGAAAUGGUUAAAGAGGCAUCUACUUAUCUGUUCAAUGCUACAGAACAAAGAUUUUAUUUCAAGACUGUAAAAAUUAUAGUUCCUUUGACAUGGACAAGCAAAAGUGAAUACAGAAGAGUAACCAUAGAAUCCUAUGAAAAGGCAGAUGUCAUAGUAGCUGAUCCUUUCCUGAAAUAUGGAGAUGAUCCAUAUACCCUGCAAUAUGGUGGAUGCGGAGAACAGGGACGAUAUAUUCAUUUCACAUCAAACUUUCUAACAAAUGACAGUUUGCAUGAUGUCUAUGGAUCACGAGGUAGAGUCUUGGUCCAUGAGUGGGCUCAUCUCAGAUGGGGUGUAUUUGAUGAAUACAACAAUGAUGCACCUUUCUAUCCUGCUGGGCAAAACAGGGUUGAAGCAACAAGGUGCUCAGCUGAUGUCACUGGUAAAUAUGUAUUCUCAACUAAAGAUGGAAAAACCAGGACAUGCAGAUAUGAUCAUCGAACUCAGGUGUAUGAAGCUGGGUGCCAGUUUGUACCAGAUAGAAAGCAAAGUACUCCAGCAUCUAUAAUGUACAUGCAAAGUCUCUCUUCAGUUAUUGAAUUCUGCAACAACAAUAGCCAUAACAUUAAUGCAACAAAUAUGCAUAACAAACUAUGCAAGUACAGAAGCACUUGGGAAGUAAUUGCGUCCUCUAAAGACUUUGCUAGUUCAUCUCCAUUAAGUGCUCUUCCACCUGACCCAACUUUCUCCUUGCUACAAACCCAGGAUAGAGUUUUGUGUUUAGUACUUGAUGUUUCCGGUAGUAUGGCCUCCUAUAAUCGCAUUAAUCGCCUGAAGCAAGCUGCAGAAAUAUUUAUCCGUCAGAUUAUUGAAACAGGUUCGUGGGUUGGAAUUGUCACAUUCAAUAGUGCUGCAACAAUUCGAACUGAUCUGCAACACAUAACCAGUGACAGUGUGCGUGAUUCUCUUGUAUGUGUUCUGCCUACAUCAGCUGGUGGAGGAACUAAAAUCUGUUCAGGAGUGCAAAAAGGAUUUCAAGUUUUUUUACAGAAGUACAAAAGUACUGAGGGCUGUGAAAUUAUACUGUUAACAGAUGGAGAAGAUUCAACUGUAAGUUCUUGCUUUGGUGCAGUUGAACAAAGUGGCUCAAUAAUUCAUACUAUUGCCUUAGGGCCAAGUGCUGCAGAAGAACUAGAAAUGUUGGCAAACAAGACAGGAGGUUUGAGAUUUUCUGCCACUGAUAACUUGGAUUCCAACAGUCUUAUAGAAGCUUUCACUGGAAUUUCUUCAAGGGAUGGAAAUAUCUCACAACAAGCUAUUCAGCUUGAAAGCAAAGGUCAGAACAUCAAACCCAUGGACUGGCUGGAUGGUACUGUGUCAAUUGAUAAAACUGUGGGAAAUGACACUUACUUCAUAGUUACUUGGAGUGUCAGUGUGUACCCACCUGGAAUAUUCCUGACUGAUCCAAAAGGGAGAAAAUACAGGCAAACGGACUUUGUCAUUGAUAAUACCAAUCUCCAUAUGGCUCGACUCAAGAUCAAUGGAACUGCAGAGGCAGGAGACUGGAGUUAUGCAAUCCAAAGUACACACACAGCAGGAGCUCAAGUCAUAUCGAUGACAGUCACCACUCGAGCUGCGUCUCUGACUGUGCCUCCAGUGACUGUGAAGUCCUAUUUGAAUAAAGAUACCAAUAACUACCCUAAUCCAAUGAUCAUUUAUGCAGAAGUGAGUCAGGGUUUUUUGCCUGUUAUUGGUGCAAAUGUCACAGCCACUGUUGAACCAGCAUCUGGCACUGUUGUAGAAUUAGAACUUUAUGACACUGGUUCAGGUGCUGACAUUCUCAAGCAUGAUGGAAUCUACUCAAGAUAUUUCACAUCUUUCAAUGGAGAUGGAAGAUACAACAUAAAAAUACGUGUCCAAGGGAAAGAUAAGACUGUCAGACGUGUCCGUAGAUAUAGUCAAGCUCUGUAUGUGCCAGGAUAUGUAGAAAAUGGUGUAAUAAAAAUGAACAUGCCAAGACCUGAAGUCAGUGAGGAUGAAAUCCAACCAGACAUUGGAAAUUUCAGCAGAAUUGCAUCAGGAGGUUCUUUUGUACUGGCAGGAGCUCCUCCAAGUGGUUCAAGUCCUCCUCCAGAUGUCUUUCCACCCUGUAAAAUCACUGACCUUGAAGCGCAGUUAGAAGAUGAUGAAUUCCUUUUGUCCUGGACAGCUCCUGGGAAUGACUAUGAUAUUGGGAAAGUGGAAAGAUAUGAAAUAAAAAUGAGUAAAAAUCCCUUGGAAUUAAGAGAUGCUACCUUUCAUACAGCCAUUUCUGUGAACACAUCUGGUCUGACAACUGAGUUUGCAGGGAUCAAACAAUCCUUUCAAUUUAAGCCUGAAAACUUCACAAAAGAAAAUGGCACCACCAUCUACUUUGCAAUUCGUGGCAUUGAUGACAGCAACAAUGUUGGAGAAGCAUCCAAUAUAGCAAGAACAGUUGUCCUUGUUUCCACAUUUCCUACUACCCUCCCUAAAAACAAUAACAGCAUUAUAAAUACAACGACCAUUAUAGUGAUCAUAGUAUGUGCAUCUGUAGUUGUUAUUUGUGCUAUUAUAAGUAUAACAAUAUGUGUUUUAAAAAGAAAACCCAGAAAUCCUGCAUCAGCAAUGUUGUUCUUUCUGAAAACUGUGCAGACCAUUCAUGCAGUAACAAGAUUUGUAAGGUCAAUUUUAUUAAAUCCAGUGGUCAAGGAAAGGAUAAGUGCGGAUGUGAAGAACUUCUUCAAAGAAAAUGAAACAGAGGGUAUGUCUCCAGCUCUGCUUUGGGAUUGCAUGAAGGCGGUGAUUAGAGGCGCGCUGAUUGCGGCUUCAUCUAGAAUCCGGAGAGAUAGAGAAAGGGAGAGGACAGAAAGGUUGGAACGUAUUGCCAGAUUGGAAAAGGAACAUAAGGCAAAGGGCAGCAUCAAAGUCCUUCGACAAUUAAAUGCAGAGCGCAAACUACUGGAUGCGCUAGAAACCUCUCAAAUUCAAAAAAACCUAAUGUAUUUAAAACAGAAAUUCUGGCUGAAGUCCCCUAAGAACGUGCAAAUCCUAGCUUGGAGAGUGAAGAGCAAAAGGAAGUCAAACCUCGUUGGAUCGGUCCUAGACAACAAGGGGGCCAAGCAAUACGCGGCAAAGGACAUAGCGCAGACGUUUGCAGACUUUUAUGCCGUUCUUUAUAAGUCAAGGUUACCCAAUCCGGGAGAGGUGGGGCGUUAUCUGAACGCGGAUACGUCAAUACCCACUCUAGCUCAUCAACAUGUGGACUUGCUAGAAGAGCAGAUCUCUCCGUUAGAAUUGAAGGAAACAAUAAAAGGUCUUAAAAACAACAAGGUAACUGGCCCUGACGGUCUUCCCUCUGAAUUUUACAAAACCUUUCAAGAACCACUGCUUGACCAUCUCCUCAAGGUCUGUAACGGAGUCCUGCUACAGGGUGUCUUGCCGAGAUCUUGGGCCGAAUCAAUUAUAACAGUGAUCCACAAAGAAAAUAAAGAUCCCACCUCCCCUUCCUCCUACAGACCAAUCGCGUUACUGAACCACGAUAACAAAAUAUUCACCACAAUCUUGGCCAAUAGGCUGAAAACUUUCAUCUCUAAUUACAUUAAUCCUGACCAGACGGGCUUCAUCCCGGGUCGACAAAUAACUGACAACAUCCGUAGAACGCUGGAGAUCAUUAUCCAUAGGAAAAAAAUUCAGGAAGAGGCCUUAAUACUUGCGUUGGACUUUGAAAAGGCGUUCGACUCGGUGGAGCCCCUGUAUAUAGUAUCCCUUUUUAAAAAGAUGGGCUUUGGCGGCAACUUUUUAAGGGCCAUCCAGGCAAUAUACUCAAGUAACACUGCCAGGAUCAGGAAACCAUACUUGAACUUUGGAACAGACUUAAACUGGGUAGUUGAUAUAAUAACUCUGUCUCCUACUUUCAAGAGCUUCUGCUGCCCCUGCUAUAACAAGGAGCUGCAGGCAGUGAAGCUGCAGAGAUAA